AUGAUCAAGAUGAACUCUUCACAGGUUUCAAAUUUCACGCUUGUUGGCUAUUUUGACCCUGGAAAUUUUAAGUACUUAUAUUUCAUGAUUGUCCUGUCUUUGUACAUUUUUAUUGUCAGCGUAAACAUUUUGCUGAAUGUGGUGAUCUGCAUGAACAGAAGCCUACACGAACCUAUGUACCUGUUUCUGUGCAGCCUGUUUGUAAAUGAACUGUAUGGUAGCACAGGGUUGUUUCCAUUCCUUCUGCUUCAGAUCCUCUCUGACAUUCACACUGUUUCGGUUCCCUUUUGUCUCCUGCAGGUUUAUUGUUUACACAUGUAUGGAGGUGUAGAAUUUCUGACCUUAGCCGUCAUGUCUUAUGACAGAUACCUCGCUAUAUGUUAUCCUCUACAAUAUAACACUCGUAUGACACAUAGCAAGAUUGCCUCACUUAUUGCUGUAACAUGGAUAUUUCCUUUGCUUGCAUGUAUUGUCAUAAUGUAUUUGAAUUCCCAUUCGCAGCUGUGCGGGAACAUCAUUCACAAGGUUUACUGUGAUAGCCACUCUAUUGUCAAGCUUGCAUGCUCCGAUGCCCGUGUCGUUAAUAUAUAUGGGCUCAUUGCAUCUUUUGCCACACUCUUUGGUGCUUUAGUUUUUAUCGUAUUCACUUACAUGAGGAUACUCAAAGUCUGUUUUUCUGGAUCCAAACAGACCAGACAAAAAGCCGUCAGUACCUGCACACCUCACCUUGCUUCGCUGCUCAACUUUUCUGUUGGGGCCAGCUUUGAAUUAUUACAGAGCAGGUUUAAUAUGAAGAGUGUCCCCAACAUGUUGCGGAUUUUCUUGUCAUUAUACUGGCUGACAUGCCAGCCGCUCUUCAACCCUGCAGUGUAUGGACUGAAUUUGACCAAAAUCCGUGUAGUGUGCAAAGAUGUAAUGUAUGUGGAAAUCUAA
This is a messenger RNA of Xiphias gladius (swordfish), 933 nucleotides long. Its product is annotated as olfactory receptor 11A1-like. Gene Ontology annotation, biological process: G protein-coupled receptor signaling pathway. Gene Ontology annotation, molecular function: G protein-coupled receptor activity; olfactory receptor activity. The record is from RefSeq and is a predicted model, not a curated record. The transcript has 2 exons. Gene Ontology annotation, cellular component: membrane. Bases 1 to 933 code for a protein of 310 amino acids. Lineage: Eukaryota; Metazoa; Chordata; Actinopteri; Istiophoriformes; Xiphiidae.